Messenger RNA from Beauveria bassiana ARSEF 2860, 1224 nucleotides. RefSeq names its product putative aspartate protease. Bases 1 to 1224 code for a protein of 407 amino acids. Gene Ontology annotation, biological process: proteolysis. The transcript has a single exon. The record is from RefSeq and is a predicted model, not a curated record. Gene Ontology annotation, molecular function: aspartic-type endopeptidase activity. Lineage: Eukaryota; Fungi; Ascomycota; Sordariomycetes; Hypocreales; Cordycipitaceae.
AUGAAGACUGCUGGCACCUUUAUUGCUCUGGCUGCCGCCGCUGGCACGGCCGUCGCUGCUCCUGCGGAGGGCACUGGACUCAAGUUCAGCGUUCCCGUGGAAAAGAACCCAACUCAGCGCAAUCCCCUCGCUGAUGCUCACUACGUUCUCCGCAAGUAUGCUACCCCGGAGACCAUUAAGGGAAUCGAGGUCGAUCUUCUCGCUCGUCGCGAGGAUGCCUCUUUGUUCCAGCGUGCCGAGAACACCACCAUUGGUGCCUUUCCUCACGGCCAACCGGGCGUUGAUACCUCGUACCUUUGUCAGGUCAGCAUCGGCACUCCCGCCCAGAAGCUGAAGCUCGACUUUGAUACUGGCUCCAGCGACCUUUGGGUGUUUAGCACCGACACCAACAAGGCCGAGACCAAGGGUCAGACCCUCUACAAGCCCGCCGAGUCAACCUCGUCCAAAAUCCUUCAGGGCUUCAAGUGGGCGAUUGGAUACGGCGACAAGAGCCACAGCCAGGGCAUUGUCUACCAGGACGUCGUCAAGAUUGGCACUGCCAGCGUUACCAAGCAGGCUGUCGAGUCCGCCCAGGAGGUCUCUGCCCAGUUCACAAAUGAUACUGGCAGCUCUGGUCUGCUCGGCCUUUCCUACGACAAGGGCAACACUGUUAGUCCCACACAGCAGAAGACUUGGUUCUCCAACAUUCAGAGCAGACUGGCUCAGCCCCUCUUCACAGCUCGCCUCAAGCACCAAGCGGUCGGCUCCUACAAUUUUGGAUACAUUGACGACUCCCAAUACACUGGCGAGAUUUUGUACACACCCGCCUCCACUGACGCUCUGGGCCACCGUCUAUUCAAAGCGAGCGGCUACGCCGUCGCUGAUGCUGAGCUCAACGACCAAGCCAUCACUGGUACCGCCGACACUGUUACCUCCCUCGUAUACCUCCCCACUGACGUUGCAUCCGACUACUGGAGCAAUGUAGACGGUGCCGAGCGUGUCAAGGUUGCCAACGGUCAGUACCUCUGGGCCUUUUACUGCGAUACUAGCCUUCCCACCUUCUCCUUCGGUGUCGGUACAGGCCGCAUCACCAUCCACAGCGACAACAUCAACUUUGCUCCACUGAGCAACGGAGCUUGCUUUGGUGGUAUCGGUGGUAUCGAUGGUGGUCUUGCCAUCUUUGGCGAUGUUGCCUUGAAGUCUGGCUUCGUCGUCUACGAUGAUGGCAACGACCGUCUUGGCUGA